Molecule: messenger RNA, 624 nt
Organism: Soboliphyme baturini
Lineage: Eukaryota; Metazoa; Nematoda; Enoplea; Dioctophymatida; Soboliphymatidae
Source: the annotation of a GenBank genome assembly
AUGCAGUCGAUGAGCGAUCGAAUAAAUAAUUUUACUUCGUUUUCAUAUGGGAAAAGUGUUAUUUUAGGCGAACUCAGAAUGGGGAAUUGGUUCGCUACGCUUUUCAAAGGCUUGUUUGGUAAAAAGGAAAUGCGCAUUUUGAUGGUAGGCUUAGACGCAGCCGGCAAAACCACCAUACUCUACAAGCUUAAGUUGGGAGAAAUCGUUACAACCAUUCCUACAAUCGGGUUUAACGUUGAAACGGUCGAAUACAAAAACAUAAGUUUUACGGUUUGGGAUGUCGGUGGCCAAGACAAAAUUCGUCCUCUUUGGAGGCACUAUUUCCAGAAUACUCAAGGCCUUAUCUUUGUCGUUGACAGCAAUGAUCGGGAACGUAUUGGGGAAGCUAGGGAGGAGUUGAUGCGUAUGCUAGCCGAAGAUGAGCUUCGUGAUGCGGUGUUGUUAGUUUUUGCGAAUAAGCAGGAUUUGCCAAACGCGAUGAACGCUGCUGAGGUGACGGAUAAGUUGGGAUUACAUACGUUACGCAAUCGCAGUUGGUACAUUCAGGCAACUUGCGCGACGUCUGGCGAUGGUCUCUACGAAGGACUUGACUGGUUGGCCAAUCAGCUGAAGAACCGCAAUUGA